Molecule: messenger RNA, 945 nt
Organism: Sitophilus oryzae (rice weevil)
Lineage: Eukaryota; Metazoa; Arthropoda; Insecta; Coleoptera; Curculionidae
Product: protein D3-like
Exons: 4
Coding region: 274-867 (197 amino acids)
Source: RefSeq, a predicted model, not a curated record
GCACUAGCAUUAUGUAAAUUAGUCUGUGGUGGUUACAUUUGACAAUUUCAAUUUUCAAUUUUCAAUUAAUUGAAUAUUUUAUUUGAUUAAACACCUAGAGCUUUUAUCAGUGUGUAGAAUUUAUUUCAUUCAAGUUCGCUAUACAUGGAUUUUAUAUCUUCUCUUCCAUCUGGAGCAGGUAAAUAAUCCCACACAUUCUUUGGAACUAUUUCCAUAGUAAACUGAACGACUUGGAGGCUUAACCUGGUUUUGUUGUUAAAAUUAAUUUGUAAAAUGUUUGCUCUUCGCAAACCGGUGUUUACUUCUCGUUUUUUAUCUACAGUUGCCAAGGCUAUGAACGAUCAUGGUAUUGUUCCAGAUGUCCUGAAAGACGCACCUGACAAUCUAAUUCAAGUUUCUUAUCCUAAUGAUGUAGUAGUAAAAUUGGGGAACGAGUUAACACCUACUCAAGUUAAAGAAAGGCCUUCUGUUUUGUGGGAAGCUAAUGCCAAUAGUUUCUACACAUUGUGUAUGACUGACCCUGAUGCUCCAUCACGUGCAGAACCUACAUUUAGAGAAUGGCACCACUGGCUUGUAGGUAAUAUACCUGGCAAACAAGUACCACUAGGUGAUGUUUUGUCAGAUUAUAUUGGUUCGGGUCCACCAGAAGGUACUGGCCUUCAUCGAUAUGUCUUCCUUGUUUUUCAACAGAAUGGCAAAAUAGCUUUUGAUGAGCCACGUCUUCCAAAUAAUUCUGGUGAUAAAAGGGGAUGUUUCUCCAUCGCAAAAUUCGCCGAAAAAUACAAAUUAGAACUGAUCGCAGGCAAUUUUUAUCAAGCUCAAUAUGAUGACUAUGUUCCCAUCUUAUACAAACAAUUAGGAGAAUAACAUGCAAAUAAGUAUUUAGUCUUUGUUAAUAAUGUACUGCGGUAAACAUUCAAUUUAUUAUUAUAUUUUUACCUUUUA